AUGCCAGUGGACACCAGUAAGCCGCCACAGACGGUGGCCAGCGGAGGCACCUUGAUUUUCGACGGCGGCAGACGCGGCCCCCCUGACCUGCGACUCCUGCACUACAACGACGUCUAUCAUGUCGAAGCCUCCUCAUCAGAGCCCUGCGGCGGCGCCCCGCGGUUCCAGACCUUGGUGAACCACUAUCGAUCCGACCCCAGCUUCUCCGGGCAGCCCUUGAUACUCACCUUCUUCUCCGGCGAUGCUUUCAACCCGAGUCUCGAGAGCACCAUCACGAAGGGUCAGCACAUGGUUCCGUUUCUUAACCAUGUGGGAACAGAUGUUGCCUGUGUCGGUAACCAUGAUCUCGACUUUGGAAUUGCGCAGUUCAGGCAUCUCAGAUCUCAGUGCAAAUUCCCGUGGCUGCUCGCAAAUGUGCUCGACCCGGCCCUGGGCGAAGGGGAACCCAUGGCAAAUUGCCAGAAGACCUGCAUGCUCGUCUCUUCAAACGGAAUAAAGGUCGGAGUCAUUGGCUUGGGUGAAAGGGAGUGGCUCGCUACUAUCAACUACCUACCUCCAAAUCUUAUAUACAAGUCUGCGUCAGAAACAGCAAAUGAGCUAGUUCCUGCCCUCCGCAAACAAGGUGCAGACAUAGUCAUUGCCGUCACCCAUCAGAGAGAGCCAAAUGACAACAAGCUCGCGGAGAAAAUUCCCCCUGGCCUGGUGGAUAUCAUUUUAGGCGGCCAUGACCAUUAUUACAGUCACAGCUUCAUCAACUCUACGCAUGUUUUACGUUCCGGAACCGAUUUCAAACAGCUAAGCUAUAUCGAAGCUUGGAAAAGGCAGUCUGGUUCCGGUUGGGAUUUCAACAUCACCCGGCGGGACGUUACGCGCAGCCUGCCCAAAGACCCAGAGACUGUUAAGCUUGUAGAUAAGCUCACAUCAGCCCUUAAGGGGAAAUUGCAGAAGCCUAUCGGAUACACGAUCACUCCACUCGACGGCCGGUUCACUACCGUCCGCACCCAAGAAUCGAAUUUAGGAAACUUUGUAUGCGACCUAAUGAGAUACUACCACAACGCGGACUGCGCAAUCAUGGCUGCCGGGACCAUUCGCGGAGACCAAAUAUAUCCACCUGGGAUUCUUAGAGUGAAAGACGUACUCAAUUGUUUCCCUUUUGAAGAUCCUGUGGUAGUUAUCCGCAUUACGGGCAAAGCUCUUCGUUUGGCGCUGGAAAACGGCGUCAGCGAGCUUCCUGCCCUUGAAGGACGGUUCCCGCAGGUAUCAAACAUCAAAUUCGCCUUCUCUAUGUCUAAAUCGCCCGGUUCCCGUAUCUUAUGGGCAAAAGUGAACGAUGAGGAUCUCGAAGAUGGUAGGUUGUACACUGUCUCAACGAGAGGUUACAUGGCUAGAGGGAAGGAUGGUUUCGCCUCGCUACUCACCAAGAGCGAGGGAGGCGAGGCAGAGGAGAUUGUGUCCGAAGAAGAUGGCCUUCUGCUCAGCACUAUGCUCCGGCAGUACUUCCUAAGUAACAAGAUCCUGGGAAAAUGGAAUCGCCUCAGUCGCAGCCUGGACCGGCACUGGAUGGAUGUCCACAAAAAGCUCGAGUCAGAGGAACUGACUCCUCCACCAAGCCGCGCUGCUCCUACGGCCGGAACUCCUUCCGAAACGAGCUUCCGUUAUGCAUCUCAGCCACGGGUUGCCCAAGCGACCGACCCCAUGACAGCGGCUUCAUUAGUAAAUCGGAAGCCUGGCGCCACUGCUCUGAGCCAAAAAGAGACUGACACACCCCUGGAUUCCGAGUCUGAUUCCCAUUCAGAAUCACUUCUCCGUCCCCGUAAUUAUGUCACAUCCCAUGCGUUGUCCCCGGACGAUGCUGACCACAGAGAACUGGUUGCAAGAAAAGUACUCAGGAAGUGGCGAAGAAAGAUAGGAGUUGAUCCAAACCGAGUUAAAACUGUCGAACAGGGUGGUAAGGACCAUUUGCCGCCAUGGACUCGGGCCAUAGCCCCAGUGGUGGAUGGCAGGAUUGUUCGGGUAGACUGA
Molecule: messenger RNA, 2022 nt
Organism: Nannizzia gypsea CBS 118893
Lineage: Eukaryota; Fungi; Ascomycota; Eurotiomycetes; Onygenales; Arthrodermataceae
Product: 5'-nucleotidase
Exons: 4
Coding region: 1-2022 (673 amino acids)
Biological process (GO): nucleotide catabolic process
Molecular function (GO): hydrolase activity
Source: RefSeq, a predicted model, not a curated record